CUUUGAGAUACCCCAUACAUCCUUCUCUUCUUUUCUUUUGAAUUUCCGUUUUCCUUCCCUCAUCAACCAUGGAGGUCUUCACUCCUGCCCCUCGGACCGCCGCCACCAUUUUGUGCGCAGACUGUGGUGCACCUGUCGAUGGAACAAUCUCUGGAGCUUUCUGCAUAGACUGCAUAAAACUCAAGACCGAUGUCACAUCCGGCAUUCAAAGAGAGGGAACCCUUCACAUGUGCAGAGAUUGUGACCGAUGGCUAUCUCCCCCGAACACAUGGGUCGUCGCAUCCCUCGAGUCCCGCGAACUCCUCGCCCUCUGCCUCCGCAAACUUCGUGGCCUCAACAAGCUCCGGAUCAUCGAUGCGAGCUUUAUCUGGACGGAGCCUCACUCGAGGAGGAUAAAGAUGAAGAUUACCGUGCAGAGUGAACUGGGAUCUCAGGAGGGAGCCAUUUUCCAACAGACUUUCGAGGUGGAAUUCGUCCAAAAUUACCAGCAGUGCCCGGAUUGCCAAAAGAGUUUCACACCCAACACAUGGAGAGCCAGUGUACAGGUCCGCCAGCAUGUCCCGCACAAGAGAACGUUCCUUUUCCUCGAGCAGCUUAUCCUCAAGCAUUCGGCCCACAAAGACACUAUCAACAUCAAGGAAGUCCACGAGGGUAUCGAUUUCUACUUCGCACAGCGUAAUCAGGCCGACGCAUUCGUCGACUUCCUCAAGGCCGUCGUGCCUGUCAACGUCAAGAAAUCCCAAGAGCUCAUCUCCAUGGACGUACACACCAGCACGAAGUCAUACAAAUUCUCCUACUCGGUGGAACUCGUCCCCAUCUGCAAGGACGACUUGGUCGCUCUCCCCAUCCCCAUGGCCAAAAAGCUCGGAAACAUCAGCCCUCUAACCCUCUGCCACCGUAUCGGAACCUCCAUCAACCUCAUCGACCCCAUCACCCUUCAAACUGCCGACGUCUCCACCGAAAUCUACUGGCGCGCCCCCUUCAAGCCCCUCGCCGACGUGCAAGACCUAACAGAAUUCAUCAUCCUCGACAUCGAGCCGCUCGGCCCGUCGCGGGGGCGCCUCUUCCUCGCCGAAGCGACCGUCGCCCGCGCCGCCGACAUGGGCGCCAACGACCAAACCUUCUACACGCGCACACAUCUCGGCGGAAUCCUGAACGUCGGCGAUUCCGUGAUGGGAUACUCGUUCACCGGCACCAAUUUCAACAACCCCUUGUUCGACGCACUCGAGGAGUCCAAGUACGCUUCCAAGCUCCCGGACGUCGUGCUCGUCAAGAAGCACUACGCCCGCAAGAAGAAGGGCAAGAGCCGCAACUGGCGCGUCAAGCGCAUGGCGAAGGAGGAGUCCGAGAUGCUGCCCCGCAAGCAGGACCAGGAGCGCAUGGAGCGCGACUUCGAAAUGUUCUUGCGCGACGUCGAGGAGGACUCCGACUUGCGCGCUGGUGUUGCACUGUACAAAGCUGAGCAGCAGAGGUUGCAGGACGGUGGCGAUGCGAUGGAUGUGGAGGAGAGUGAUGCUGGUGAUGAGGAUGAGGGGCUGGAGAUCCCGAUGGAUCAGCUGCUGGACGAUUUCGAGGAUAUGACGAUGCAAGAAUAGAUGAGAUGAUGUCGUUUAACGGCAUUGGAGUGGCGUGUUGGGUUGCAUCAUAUCUGGCGUUACCAUCUUGUGUCCCCUUUUUGAUAUCUUAUUUAUACAAGGACACAAAAUAAAAAGUUACGAUAUUUAAGGACAUGCAUCACGUCUCUUUGGCAAACUAUUUCGUUGCUUUUUUCUCCGAGUAGAGUAGUACCGUUUCCUCUUGAAAUUCACUGAAAGACCUCACGCUCAUACCUUGAUGAUCCG
This is a messenger RNA of Aaosphaeria arxii CBS 175.79, 1841 nucleotides long. RefSeq names its product nonsense-mediated mRNA decay protein. Gene Ontology annotation, molecular function: ribosomal large subunit binding. Gene Ontology annotation, cellular component: nucleus; cytoplasm. Gene Ontology annotation, biological process: ribosomal large subunit export from nucleus. NCBI's taxonomy places the organism in Eukaryota, Fungi, Ascomycota, Dothideomycetes, Pleosporales. The transcript has a single exon. The coding region runs from base 69 to 1595 and encodes 508 amino acids. The record is from RefSeq and is a predicted model, not a curated record.